AUGCAACAAUUCUGGCGCAUCAUUGCACCCGGGCGCAGAGAGGUGACGGGCUGUCUCGGCGAACUAGUGGAGGUAAUUCUUUCUGGUAGUGCAGCCAAGAUCGUACCUCUUCUCGCAGUCCCACUCAACACACACUGUCAUGAAAAUCUGGAAGUAGAGCCGGGCGAAAACAUCGAAGACGAAGAGGAGGAAGAAUGCACGAAACGGAGACACACCAAUAACUUGCCGCAAAGUCAUUGGAGUAAAGCUGCUCGAAUCGACAGGCAUGACGACGAGACAAUGAUUUUACACAGUCUUGACAGGUCGAACAGAUCAGAGGCUUCGCUCGAAUCACUCCCUUCAAAGCUGCAUAAUCUCGUUUUCGACAGUCUGGAUGACAUGGACGAUAUCUUAUCUUUCAGCCUGACCAGUCGGUAUUUCUGGGCCGUGGGCUUAACACAUAUCGAAGAUCGAAUUCUUUGUGCGUCGGCGCCUUGGGCCGGCGAGCGGAUUAUCUGUGUGAGCGAUCAUAGUAGCCCACAAGAUCUCCCAGCGGGGCUGUUAAGCGCCGAAGAACAGGAUGACCUUGAGCAGUUGAAUCGGUUGCAUCAUCUCGAUACUUUCACAGUCAAUAAUCCAUGGAAGAAAAUCGGGGGCCAGUCACUAUCGGAACGACUUCGGGAGAGUUUUGAGAAAUGGGAGGCGGCACAUCCCAUGUCCGAGGCGGAUCGCACGGAGAUUCUGAUGGGUCUCAAGCCUGAGAUGUUGGAAUUUUAUCCGCGGGAUCAGCCGUGGGUGUUGCGCAACUUGACGACGAAGGAGUAUGUUCUUGGCGAGGCUAUUGCUCUUAAGGAAUCGUUUGUGCAUGGACCUCAGAUCGAUGUCCUUGGGUUUGCGGAGGUUUUGAUCUCGCGUAUUGCAUGGUCAAAUCGGCCUGUUGAUGUUGGACAUGGGAGAAAUAUUUCGCAUGGGAAGUGGGCGGGGCAUCGGUUUGAUAUUGUGCCUUUGACUUGUGUGCAUAAAAGUGCUGGGCAGGGGUGGACGGAUGUGAGUAAUGAACUGCUGAGGGAGAUGGACUUGAUUAUUACGGUUCAGAAGGGCGAUGACUGGCGUGAUAAUCUCUCGCGACGAUGUCAAAAAAUCACGCCUUUUGUUGCCCUAGGGUAUUGCGACUGA
Molecule: messenger RNA, 1155 nt
Organism: Penicillium verhagenii
Lineage: Eukaryota; Fungi; Ascomycota; Eurotiomycetes; Eurotiales; Aspergillaceae
Exons: 2
Coding region: 1-1155 (384 amino acids)
Source: RefSeq, a predicted model, not a curated record